This is a messenger RNA of Saccostrea cuccullata (small rock oyster), 1550 nucleotides long. RefSeq names its product 1-deoxyxylulose-5-phosphate synthase YajO-like. The record is from RefSeq and is a predicted model, not a curated record. The transcript has 8 exons. The coding region runs from base 34 to 1050 and encodes 338 amino acids. Gene Ontology annotation, molecular function: oxidoreductase activity. Lineage: Eukaryota; Metazoa; Mollusca; Bivalvia; Ostreida; Ostreidae.
AGCUUCCGGUUUUACUUUCGUUUUCUAAUCGACAUGGCUGCAAAAAGAAUCACUUUGCCAGGGACGGACUUGAACGUGUCCAGAAUAUGUCUGGGAUGUUGGCAGUUUAACGGGGGUAAAAAUACUGUCAACUGGGACGCCCAGACAGCCGAGGAGUCUAGGGCUAUAGUGGAUAAGUGUUUUGAGAUUGGUGUAAACUUCUUUGACACGGCAGAGGGUUAUGCCGGAUCAGAAGAGGUUCUAGGGGCGUGUCUUGACGGACGUCGACAGGAUGCCGUCAUCGCGACUAAGUUUGGAUUCCGGGAGGGACCCAAUACCCCACCCUACUCCCCCCAGCAGAUCGAUGAGGCCGUCACAAGGAGUCUAAACAAACUAAAGACUUCUUAUGUUGACAUUCUACAGGUCCACUUUGCCAGUUUCUUGGAGAACAUGGAAGACUCCGUUAAGGAACUCAACAGACAGAUCUCUCUGGGUCGUAUCAAGUAUUACGGAGUCUCCAACUUUGGGCCAAUCAACAUGAAGAACUUUGUGGAAGCCGGAGGAAAACCAAUCACAAACCAGAUCGGUUAUAACCUCCUCUGGAGGUCGGUGGAGAAUGAAGUGAUCCCCACGUGUCAGAAGUACGGGGUGGGUAUCCUGGCUUACUCCCCUUUACAGCAGGGGCUGCUCUCAGGGAGGUUCCUUAAGGUGGACGACGUCCCCCUCGGACGACGGAGAGGCAAACUCUUCUCUCCAGAGAGUUGUCAUCUAGCAAGGCAUGGACAAGAGGGGGCUGAGAAGGAAGUAUUUGAGGCAAUAGCUAAGAUGAGUGAUAUAUGUAAGAAGGCCAACGUCCCAAUGUCUAAGGCAGCCUUAUCCUGGCUACUGAACCAGCCCAAUGUCCCUGUGGCCAUAGUGGGAGCUAGGACGCCAGAACAAAUGGUGGAGAACUGUGAAAUUAUUGACCUACCUCAGAAUGUCAUUCAGGAGUUGACUGAUGCUACAGAAGCCGUGAAGAAGAAGAUCGGGAAUUCCAUUGACCAAUGGGCUCACCCAGAUCGCUGUGAAUGAUUGGACACUAUAUAUAGUUCAGUACUCACACCGAUCGCUGUGAAUGAUUGGACACUAUAUAUAGUUCAGUGCUCACACCGAUCGCUGUGAAUGAUUGGACUCUAUAUACAGUCUAGCACUCUAGAAAGUUUUAAUUGUUUUAUAUUUACGCAGCUUACUUGUAGGUAAUGGGAAUUCUGAAUGGCAUAAAGUUGUAAUGAGCAGUAUUAUUAUCAUAUAAUUGUUAAAUCAUUCAGCAAAUUUAAUAUUUCGUGACUAAGAAUUUAUUUGCAUUUUUUUUUUACAAUAUGCAUGUACAUGUACACAUUGGAUUGUACACUUAUAUGCACUUGUACAUGUUUAUGUAGAAAACUAAAUCAUGAUAAAAAUUUGAUUACUAAUUUUUUAAGAAUGAAAAUAAUUGAUAUUUUAAUCAUUAGUCUAAUUAGAUAGGAAACAUGCAAAGUCAAAUCUUCUAUGAAGAUGAUUCUGGUGAUAUUAUACAUUUAUUGACUGAGUUC